This is a messenger RNA of Trichosurus vulpecula (common brushtail), 971 nucleotides long. Its product is annotated as smad nuclear-interacting protein 1-like. Gene Ontology annotation, biological process: miRNA processing. NCBI's taxonomy places the organism in Eukaryota, Metazoa, Chordata, Mammalia, Diprotodontia, Phalangeridae. Gene Ontology annotation, cellular component: nucleus. Gene Ontology annotation, molecular function: mRNA binding; protein binding. The record is from RefSeq and is a predicted model, not a curated record.
CCAACCAAAAGGAAAAACAAGUCCUUUGGGAGAAGAAGCAGAUCUCCUUGGAGUGAGAGAAGCCGUAGCCCUCACCAUCCCGUAGUCAAGGUGAAACAGGAACGUGGUGAAAGUGAAAACCAUCCCAGGAGAGGAAGAGAUGGAAGGCAACACAGGGAGCAAUCGGAACAAGAACACACACGGGAGAGAAAUGGUGACCGGGACAGACACCAUAGCCAUUCUAACCAGAGGAAGACUGCUAGUGAGAGGCCUAGUGGUGGGUGGAAUCGAGAUGCCCAGAACCUACAGGAACAGAAAGCAGAAAGAGAAUUUUAUAACUUUCGACGGGAACGUCGUCAGAAGAAAGAUGUGGGUGGCAGCAGUGAUGAGAAUCAGGAGAUUGUUCUGCUGUCUGCUGGUGGCCACAGUAAAGGAAAAGACCCACCAAAUAAAGAGAAACCCAGCUUUGAACUGUCAGGGGCACUCCUUGAGGGUACCAACAUGUUCCGUGGUGUGGUGAUAAAGUAUAGUGAGCCUCCAGAAGCACGGAUCCCAAAGAAACGCUGGUGCCUUUACCCUUUUAAGAAUGAUGAGGUGCUCCCUGUCAUGUAUAUCCACAGACAAAGUGCUUAUCUUCUGGGCAGACACCAGCGAAUUGCAGAUAUUCCUAUUGAUUACCCCUCCUGUUCAAAGCAGCACGCAGUAUUUCAGUAUCGGCUUGUAGAAUACACCUGUGCUGAUGGAACAAUUGGCUGAAGGGUAAGGCCGUAUAUCAUCGACCUUGGCUCAGGUAAUGGGACCUUCUUGAACAACCAGCGCAUUGAACCACAGCGUUACUAUGAACUAAAGGAGAAGGAUGUGCUAAAAUUCGGGUUCAGUAGCAGGGAAUAUGUACUGUUUCAUGAGUCUUCAGACACCUCUGAGGUGGAUAAAAAAGAAGAUGAGGAUGAAGAGGAGGAGAUUUCUGACAGCUAGCAAAUUCAGAAGAAGCU